Molecule: messenger RNA, 1804 nt
Organism: Meira miltonrushii
Lineage: Eukaryota; Fungi; Basidiomycota; Exobasidiomycetes; Exobasidiales; Brachybasidiaceae
Product: phytoene desaturase
Exons: 1
Coding region: 88-1764 (558 amino acids)
Biological process (GO): carotenoid biosynthetic process
Molecular function (GO): oxidoreductase activity
Source: RefSeq, a predicted model, not a curated record
CUUAGAUAAAGAUUGGAUUAGGAAGAUUGAAACGAAAGUAACACAAUUGCACAAUCACCAUCACAUCAUCUUUUUGGCUUUGUGAUCAUGGUCUCAACCAAAAAAGAUGCGAACGGAAAACACAUUCUCAUUAUCGGAGCCGGAGUGGGCGGUUCUGCAUUAGCGGCAAGAUUGGCACACAAGGGAUAUCGGGUAUCCGUUUACGAAAAACAAGAUCAACCGGGCGGAAGAUGUUCCUUAAUUCGCACAAAAGAUCAUAGAUGGGACGUUGGUCCUUCUCUUUAUUUGAUGCCGGAAUUAUUUGAACAAUUCUUUGCAACGCUGGGUUUGGACAUUAAUGAUUAUAUUCGCUUGGCCCGUUGUGAACCUUCGUAUAAAGUACACUUUUCACCUCCUUCGCCGGGAAGUAAGCCUGAGCCACCUUUGGAACUUUCAACAUCGUUGCCUUCACUUGGAGUACAGCUGGACAGGUAUGAAAAACCAGCAGGAAACCCAAACGCAUUAGGAUCAUUUUUGGCAUUUAUUGGAGAAGCAGGAGAUCAUUAUGAAGAAAGUGUAAAGCACGUUCUACUGAGAGAUUGGAACAAUUUAGGAAAAGCAUUGAUGCAAUGGGACAUGUAUCCAAUGCUACUAAGGACACAAGCACUAAAGAUCUGGUCAACGGCUUGGCGUAGAGCAUGUCAUUAUUUCAAAUCCGAUCACGUCCGCAGAGCGAUGACCUUUAGUUCAAUGUACAUGGGCAUGUCACCUUUUGAUGCACCGGCAACGUAUACACUCUUACAAUAUGCAGAAUAUGCAAAAGGUGUUUUUUAUCCCAUCGGUGGAUUUCAAACUUUGGUAGCCGCUUUCGAACAAGUUGCUCGUCAAUUUGGCGCUGAAUUUCAUUACAACACUCCUGUUAAACAGAUCUUGGCAGAAGAUGAUCAUCGGGUUAGCGGGAUUGAAUUGGAAAAUGGUGAAAAGGUAUACGCAGAUGCUGUAGUGAGCAAUGCUGACCUGAUAUGGACGUACAACAAUUUGCUGCCUCCUUCUCCCUACGCCAAACGAUUGCAGAACAAGAAGCAAACUUGCAGUUCGAUAUCGUUCUAUUGGGGUCUUAGUGAGACCGUGGAAGAAUUGGGAAUACACAACAUCUUCCUUGCCGAGCAAUACAGAGAGUCUUUUGAUGAAAUCUUCAAGGAUGGACAGGUACCAAACGAACCGUCAUUUUAUGUUAAUGUACCUUCACGAAUCGAUCCGUCAGCUGCACCAAAUGGAGGAGAUACCUUGGUGAUCUUGGUACCAUGCGGAUCGAUCGCAUCAAAAGAUGCACCGUUAGGCUACAAAGAUAAAGAAACGUUUGCAUCUAUCAAAGCAGACGUACGAGCAAAAGUGUUGCAAACACUUCAAGCACGAAUCGGAAGAGAUCUUUCUCCUCUUAUCAAAGAAGAACAUGUGAUGGACCCGUGGGAUUGGCGUGAAAAGUAUGGUUUAUGGAACGGAAGCAUUUUGGGUUUAAGUCAUUGUAUCUCACAAGUUUUAUGGUUCAGACCAAGCAAUCAACAUGCAUCCCUCAAGAAUAUGUUCUUUGUCGGUGCAAGUGCCAUGCCCGGAACAGGCGUUCCUGUCGUUUGUGCGGGAUCAGGUAUCGUUGCCGACAAAGUGGAUGAAUACUUCACCAAACGUACCUCUGAUCUCAACAAACCACUCUUUGCAUCCUUCAAUCUUACCACUCUCGUCGUUCUUCUUUUACUCAUUCUAGCCAUUCUUGUAUACCACAAAUAAAGUUCUCAUCUAUUUCAAUGGAAUACCCUACAUUAUCAAU